ACGCGUCUCAACAUGAUUGUUCCUUGUAUCCUAGUGGGGUUCCUCCUAUCGGCAACUACUGCUCUUCCGUUGAUUCAACCAUGGCAGUUGGUUCCCAGCUCCGACGGUCGUCUAUACCUGGUGAAUAUUAAUCCAUACAACCUUCCGGAUACAGAUCCUACUGAACCGGAACAUCAGUUUAGCCCCGCUACCGAUAUGGAGUUUCGGUUGUUCACCAGAAGCAACCCAACAUCGCCACAGCUCUUGGUCAUUGGAAAUCCUGCCUCAAUCACAGGAUCUAACUUCAACGCUGCACAUCCAACUCGAUUCACUAUUCACGGCUGGAAUGGUAACGGAAAUGAUGCAUCCAAUACCGUGAUUCGUGACAGCCUACUCUCGGUUGGUGACUUCAACGUGAUUGCAGUGGACUGGAGUGUAGCUGCCGUAACAGCGAACUACAUCUCAGCUCGCAACGCUGUGGGACCCGCUGGAACCGGAGUCGGACUAAUUAUUAGCGACUUGAUCGCGACCGCAGGAGCCAGCGUCAACAACAUACACAUUUCUGGGUUCAGUUUGGGUGGCCAUGUAGCCGGCAACGCGGGAAAACGACACGGCGGAAAUAUUCAUUCGAUUAUUUCGCUCGACCCAGCAGGUCCACUGUUUUCGCUUGGACAGAAUGAUGCCGUCUCCGCGCAGGAUGGACAGUAUGUGGAAACUAUCAUGACCAACGCUGGAACUUUGGGAAUAGAUAUACCGAUGGGUCAAGCCAAUUUCUACCCUAACGGAGGACGUUCGCAACCCGGCUGCGGUAUUGAUAUUGGUGGAGGUUGUGCCCAUGCGCGGGCACCAACUUUCUACGCGGAAUCGCUGAGUUCAUCGGUGCCAUUCCGAGCUACGAGAUGUGCUAAUUAUGACGAAAUUUUAGCAGGUGUUUGCACCCCCAGCGGAGCGGACGCCAACAUGGGAGGAGAACCGUCGAACCACGGGCGGGGAGUUACCGGUGUUUUCUUCCUCACUACCAACGCCGCCGCGCCAUUCGCACAGGGUUGA
Messenger RNA from Wyeomyia smithii (pitcher-plant mosquito), 1029 nucleotides. RefSeq names its product phospholipase A1 member A-like. The transcript is spliced from 2 exons. Gene Ontology annotation, biological process: lipid metabolic process. Gene Ontology annotation, molecular function: lipase activity. The coding region runs from base 13 to 1029 and encodes 338 amino acids. NCBI's taxonomy places the organism in Eukaryota, Metazoa, Arthropoda, Insecta, Diptera, Culicidae. The record is from RefSeq and is a predicted model, not a curated record.